Molecule: messenger RNA, 1839 nt
Organism: Alosa sapidissima (American shad)
Lineage: Eukaryota; Metazoa; Chordata; Actinopteri; Clupeiformes; Clupeidae
Gene: zbtb2a
Product: zinc finger and BTB domain containing 2a
Exons: 3
Coding region: 220-1644 (474 amino acids)
Biological process (GO): regulation of transcription by RNA polymerase II
Cellular component (GO): nucleus
Molecular function (GO): DNA-binding transcription factor activity, RNA polymerase II-specific; protein binding; RNA polymerase II cis-regulatory region sequence-specific DNA binding
Source: RefSeq, a predicted model, not a curated record
GCGAGAACAAGCGGUUUUUGAGGCGCCCUGAGCACACUCAAGACGCGCGAAAAUAGUCAUGUGAUCACAACGUAAAUGCUCCGGAAAGCCCAAACCUCCACCAGUACCUCCGUUUUACACAGGAAAAGAACAACUUGUUACAACUGCUCUGCUCUACUGACAUAGUCCUAUCAUCUACAUUUGACGAACUAUUAUAAGUACAUUUGCAGGGGUGCAGGGAUGGAGCUGGCCCAUCAUGGUCUGGUUCUCCUACAAAGGCUGAAUGCUCAGAGGGAGUUUGGCUUCCUGUGCGACUGCACCAUCGUUGUUGGAGAUGUUUUCUUCAAAGCUCACAAAGCUGUCCUGGCUGCCUUCUCUAACUACUUCAGGAUGCUUUUCAUUCAUCAGGACAGUGAGUGUGUACGUCUGAAGCCGGCAGACAUCCACCCAGAGAUCUUCAGCUACCUCCUGAACCUGAUGUACACAGGGAAGCUGACCCCACAGCUUAUCGACCCAAUGCGACUGGAGCAGGGUGUCAAGUUCCUGCAUGCUUACCCUCUUCUGCAGGAAGCCAGCCUGGACCUGCAGCCCAGCGUGCAGUCUGCUAUGCUAACCAACUCCCUGUACGGCAUCCAGAUCUCAGAACAGCUCUCCAGUACCUCCUCGCCCCGCAAGCGAAAGCACCCCUCCUUCCUGUCCCCUGAAAAUUCAGCCUGUGUUCCCAAACAGGAGCUUGGAGGUGUGGAGAUGGCUGUUUGCGAGUCGCCCCAAGUGUCAGCGGAGAGGAAGGUGUCCUAUAGUCCCACCGCCCCCUCUGCGUGCCCCCCACUACCAUACGUGCAGGUGGGCCUGGCUCAGCGCAGCGCCUCCCGCAGGAAGCACUACACGUGCAGGCUCUGCAGCAGCCUGUUCACCCAGCGCAGUCAGUUGAGGGAGCACAUGGUCCUUCACCUGCAACAGGGCUCCCAGCAGGGGGAGCAUGCGAGCUCACAGCCCCAGGAGCAGGAGCCGGUUGGAAAUAGAAGUGGAGACAUGACGCCUGACAGCUCUCUCGCUGAGCCCGAAGCGGAGGAAGAGACGGCGCGCGCUGACAGCGAUGUUGUCAACAGUGACGGGGAGUUGCCGGCCCUGGUGGUUCAGCAGGGUGGAGACUCUACACCCCCACCCUCGGACAUCGCCGAUAUCGACCGCCUCGAGGAAGGGUCUGCGGUGGACGCGGGUGGGGAUGCCAAACGCCGGCGGUUCCAGUGCCCGACCUGCGGUCGCAAGUUCCUGCAGCGGAGCCACUGGCGCGAGCACAUGUACACCCACACGGGAAAGCCUUACCGCUGCAGCGCGUGCCACAAGUCUUUCUGCCGUGCCAGUCAGGCGGCGCGCCACACCUGUCGCCUGCUCUCCCAGGACGCUUACACCAUGGUGGACCCCCAGUGCCUGCUGUUGUGUGACGGGGUAGACGGCAGCCAGACAGAGGCCCUCUUCUUGCCCUCUAGCCGGCCAUAUAAGUGCCACUCCUGUGCCACCCCCUUCAGUAGCCCGGCUGAGGUCUUCAAACAUCACUGCAGUCAGGCAGUAGCUGCGCAGGGUUUUGUACGCCCACAAGAUGCAACCCAGAGCAAUGGUUCAAGAGAUACAAGUCCAGUACGUCCUGAUGGUAAUGAAAGCUGAAAGCCUUGGGUCGAAAAUCUUUUUUUCUUGUGCCACAACAUUUACAGGUUUUCAUGUAAAUUGAUUUUAUGUUCUCUUUAUUCAACAUAAUAUUAAAUUUUUGUAUUUACAUCUUUAUAUAGAUUCUUUUUUUGUCUGAAAACUGUUAAUAUUUUUGAUAAAGUUUGUUGAUAAUAAACAGAUUUUUGUAAAUAA